AUGGAAAAGAAAAUCGUGGUGGGUGAGUGUGAAGCGUGUGAGCAGAUAUAGCCAGAUAAUUGUGGUGAGUCAGAAGUAAAGUUGUUGGGUGGAAUAUUCCGUUUCUUUCUUUGUUUAUUGACCUUUUCAGUUUUCAUCUGGAAGGGAAGCGUUAUCUGAAAAGUCAAGGAAAUUUUAGUGUGGGAAACUAAGGUUGUUGCGAGUGAUAACAAUAACAAUGUCAGGACCUGAAUGCUGCUCAAACCCACCAGUUCUGAACCCCAAUGGAGGAGCUGGCCACGUUGAAAAACUCGCUGCUCUCAAUUCCUACCUCACUGGCUCACCUGAUUCCAAUGUUGCCCUUCUUCUUAUCUCCGACAUUUUUGGAUAUGAAGCACCAAAUUUAAGGAACCUUGCAGACAAGGUUGCAGCUGCUGGGUAUUAUGUGAUUGUUCCUGACUUCUUCCAUGCUGAUCCCUAUAAUCCUGAGAAUACUAACAGGCCCUUACCUGUUUGGUUAAAAGAUCAUGGCCCGGACAAAGGAUUCGAAGAUGCAAAAUCCAUAAUUGAUGCUUUGAAAAGUAAAGGUGUCUCGGUUAUUGGGGCUGCUGGAUUUUGUUGGGGGGCUAAAGUUGUGGUCGAACUUGCAAAAUCCAGACUAAUCCAAGCUGCUGUGCAAUUACAUCCAUCAUUCGUCUCUGUGGACGAUAUCAAGGGUGUUGAUAUUCCAAUUGCUAUACUUGGAGCUGAGAUUGACAAAAUGUCUCCCCCAGAGCUUUUGCAACAGUUUGAACAAGUCCUAACUGCUAAACCCGGGGUUGAUUCUUUAGUCAAAAUAUUUCCUAAAGUGUCUCAUGGUUGGAGUGUGAGGUACGACAAGAAAGAUGCAGAAGCUGUGAAGGCUGCAGAGGAGGCCCAUCAGGUCUUGCUGAACUGGUUUGCUAAACAUCUUAAGUGAGAAAUGUUUAUAUGCUAAGAACAUGUACGUGUUUGGACUACAAAAUAAAACAACAUAGAAAUUGUGUGUGGACUUAUCUUCAUUUUCUGCUAGAGGAAUAAGGCUUUUGUUGUAACUUUGCUAGAUUCACCCCUUAAAAUUGUGAUGUGUUUGAGUUUC
This is a messenger RNA of Cajanus cajan (pigeon pea), 1096 nucleotides long. Its product is annotated as endo-1,3;1,4-beta-D-glucanase. NCBI's taxonomy places the organism in Eukaryota, Viridiplantae, Streptophyta, Magnoliopsida, Fabales, Fabaceae. Gene Ontology annotation, molecular function: hydrolase activity. The record is from RefSeq and is a predicted model, not a curated record.